Molecule: messenger RNA, 908 nt
Organism: Erinaceus europaeus (western European hedgehog)
Lineage: Eukaryota; Metazoa; Chordata; Mammalia; Eulipotyphla; Erinaceidae
Gene: TEX36
Product: testis expressed 36
Exons: 4
Coding region: 113-673 (186 amino acids)
Source: RefSeq, a predicted model, not a curated record
GAGGAGGAAGAGGAGGGAGAGGAGGAAGAGGGGCUCCUUGGGUGUGUGGUGCUCAGGAGACAAUGGAGACAUAGGGGUGCCCAGCCCAGCCCCCUUCAGCUCCCUGCAGAAAAUGGGCAAAGGGAGACGUUUCAAUCCGUCCUUAGACAAUGAUGGAUUAUGGUUCCCUCACAGUGGGGUCCCGCAGAAGACGCAGGAGUCCAUCACCAAGGCCAUGCUCCGAGAGCCCCACUGCCCCCAGGCCUCCCAGCAGAUUCAGGGGAAGCUGCCACCCAUCUACAGGAUCCGGGAGAAGCAAGCCGUGAACAACAGCUUCCCUUUCUCCCUUCAUGACAACCGGCACAGCUUUGAGAACUAUGGGUACUACUUGGAUUGUGGACUGGGCCGAAGGAAGAUCCCCCCAGAAAAAAGGCAACAAAUUUCAAGAAAUUUCAAUCUCUGGGCAUGUGACUAUGUUCCAUCCUGUCUGGAUGGAUUUUCAAAUAACCAAAUAUCAUAUCCUAGUCCGGAAGCUGUGGUAAUCCCAAUUUUCAGGCGCUUUCCCAGGCAAUAUAAGGAGAUAUGGAAUGAUUUUAAGUUGAUUCCUAGGAAGAGUCUUACAGAGUUCUUGGAAACGAACCCAGAAGCAAGGUUUGCUGUUGACGAAAAGGACAGUUCUCCAAAGGAAUGUUAAGCGUUCCGGAUGAAUUUUGAUAGUUUUGUGAUAUCGGCACUUCCGGGACUCUCUUAAAAUGUGUAUUUUCCAGUUCAGCACAACUGUUUGACAUACAUAUUGUUUAGAAGUAGAGGCAGGAUAUGAAUUCUUGUGAGGUCAAAUUUGAUCGCAAUGAUAAUAAAGAGGUUAAAGUCUUUAUAUUAAGAAACCAGAAAGGCAAUACAUGACUUCCUAUCAGUCUUCACCUUUAAAA